Messenger RNA from Calidris pugnax (ruff), 7909 nucleotides. RefSeq names its product centrosomal protein 164kDa (gene CEP164). The record is from RefSeq and is a predicted model, not a curated record. NCBI's taxonomy places the organism in Eukaryota, Metazoa, Chordata, Aves, Charadriiformes, Scolopacidae. Gene Ontology annotation, molecular function: protein binding.
CUGGCCCGGCCGGAGCCCCCGGGGAGCGGGGCUGGGAGCCGGGAACCCGGGAGCGGCGUGGGCUUGUUUUUGGACUGUUAAAAAAGUUCCUGAAGCAAGUGCUCAUUUCCUCUGCAGAAGCUUGAAAGCCUGGGGGGUGUCUGAUUAUAACUUCUGUGCUGUUCCAGCUCUGCUUCCUGUGCCCACAGCCCCUGUGAGGUGCAGGGAGCCAUGGCAGGGGCUAUGAUGUGCAUUGGUGACCAGCUCAUCCUGCACGAAGAGUACGAUGAGACCUACAUUCCCAGCGAGCAAGAAAUCCACGAUUUUGCACGGGAGAUUGGGAUUGACCCUGAGAAGGAGCCGGAGCUGCUCUGGCUGGCCAGGGAAGGCAUCGUGGCCCCAUUACCUCCCGAGUGGAAAGCCUGCCAAGAUGUCACUGGUGAUAUCUAUUACUUCAACUUUUCUAACGGCCAGUCUGUGUGGAACGACCCCUCUGAUGACUACUACAGAGAGCGUGUCAUCCAGGAGCGAGAGAAACUGCUGGCACGUGGCGGCCUGAAGAAGAAAGAGAAGAAGAAUAAGAAAGAAAAGAAAGAGAAGAAAGACAAGAAGGAGAAGCAGGCGCUGAAGCGACUCACCAACAUGCAGCCAGGCAAUCUCCCUUCAAUGUCCUUCUGUCACAUGCCCUCUGCUGUUCUGGCGCCCGGGCGGGAGAGUCCUGAGCCAGAUCCCAGUAGCCAGAUCAGAGAGGAAGGCAAAGGGAGACCAUCAGGCAUAAGGGACUCGAGAAUAUCUGCAGGCACGUGGCAAAGCAAACUGCCUCCCCUGCUUGUUUCUAAGGUCAUCAGGCUGUGCCAAAUCUUCCCUGAUGAGGAGAACACUUUAGAAGAAAGCCUCUCUUCCGGCAGCUCUGAUGCAGACAUCGACCAGGACCUGUACCUACCCUUAGAAAUGCAGGAAGAGCUCUGGUUUGGCUCCUCUGACUUGCAGUCUGAUGGUUUAGAGUUUAGGCCGCCAGUGCAACCUUUGUGUGUGUCAAAGCAAUCCUGUACACCAGACUUUGAGAAACUGGAAGCUGUGCUGGCUGCCUCUGAAGACAAAAUCCUGCUCUUUGAAGAGCUGAAAGAGAAGUGGCAGAUGGAAGAUGUGACGGGUGAGUGUGUCCAUAAGCCUGAUCAUCGCUUCUCAGGCAGAGAGAAAUCUACAGGACCAGAUGGGGAUGUAGAAAGAAGUCCAGGCAUAUUGCAAGCCAGAGAAAAAGAAAACUUGUACCACAGGAACAAUAAAAGGACCCUUUGUGAUGCCAGUCCUGCAGAUGACUGCAGUUUGCAGGAGACAGCUGAUGUUCCAUAUGCUCCAGAGGAGCUGAGAUCCCCCAGCGAAGUAUCUGAGAGUAGAAGUAAGAGGGAAGUCCGAGAGAAGGCCUUGGGUCAGGCCAUCAGCCUGCCCCAGAGCUGUGAGGCCACCAGUAGAGUGGAGAGAGAGGGUUUAAAGCAGAGGGAGCUGCUGGCUGUAGGAGCAGAUCCAGGAGUAGGUGGUGGCAAUGGUGAGCUGGAGAGCUGCUCCAUGGUUCCUCACGGGAUCACAGAUGUACUACCCCAAUCCCAAGGGGCAGGUGCAAAGAGACGAAUCCAUGUGGGACCUACAUCAAAACAUGUGUUUUCAUCUGCUAAAGGUGGCUGGAGAGGCGGCAGAGGCAGUGGUGUGAUAUCAGAGGGUGAUGGCAGCGAUUCAGCCAGUUCUCGUGGCAGUAACGUGGCCCAGGGAGCCGGGGGGAGCCUUCGCCCCCCUCCACACCACGGCUCUGGGAAACAGAAGGAUGGGUGCUGCAUCGCAGGAGAGCAUCUGCCUCACUCCUUCCUGGGAUCAGCCUUUCCUCAGGCUCUGUGUCCUGCCCUCAAGUCAGAGAGGGAGCAUAGCUCUGAGGAUACGAAGUUGUGCUGUGAGCCAGAACCUGAACCUGUCCAUUUCGGUGGGAAAUGCACUGCCCAGGAGCCUCGUGGUGCUGGAGCACAGAGAGAAGUGAAGAGAGGAGAUGGAAGGACAGAUCAAGCUCCCGGGGUGUGGGGAGAGACAGCCACAGCAGACUUGCAGGUUGAGUGCCAGGGGAGCAAGAGCUUCUGUCAGCAUGUGGAAGUGGAGAUGCCCCAAACCAGAGGCCAGAGGUGCAGCAAAAUAGAUGUUGGUGAAGGAGCAGGUGGGAACGAGGCCUCAGGCAGCCAGCUCGGCCCCGUCCAGCCGCCCCUGGGGACCCUGGCUCCGCUGCGUGGCCGUGCGGUGUCUCCGGCCGGCGUCCUCCGCGGGUCACUCAACUCCGAGCUGAACAGCUCCCUGGAGUCCAGCCUGGCAGCCAGAGGAGGGGUGCAGCCUGCAGAUAUCUGUAAACCCACCAGCCCCACCAAGACCUUGCUGGGCUUGGUCUGUGAAGAGAAGAGUUCCUUGAACACAGCGGCUCCAGAUAAAGGGAGAAAAGAAGAGCCAGAGAGUGAGAAUGAGAGUCUCCGUGGGACAGCAAGACUGUUCAAAAACCUGCACAUGGACGUCAGUGCCCUGGGAGGCAGCUUUGACUCCGAGGUGAGCAGCAGAGCAGAGGAGGAGGACGGUGGCAAUCGAUUAGCUGAUGUCACUGAAGCUGAUCUCCAGCACCGGAGGAGUCCCGUGGAGGAAGCUGGCAGCCUGAGAGAGAAGGAGUCUUUAAAAUCAAGACACGCUGAAGAAAAGCCAGAUUCUUCCCUGGAUUCUGCCGCCGGGUGCCCUCCGACUCCAGUUGAGGUCCUUCCUGGAGAUGCUGACAGUAGCCUGUCUGGCCACAACAAGGAGGAGUCCGGUGGGGAGCUUGCUGGGGACGAGCCACUGGGCAAGCAAGAUGCUGAGGUGGAAGGUGACAUCUCUGCAGCUGAGGAGCUGCCCCAGUCUCUGGGGGAAAGGAGCGCAGCAGGGACGGAUGUGCCCAGUGGUCCUGGGCAACCUAGAGCUGCGUCUCCUGCUGCUGAAGCUGCUGAGGCAGAUGAGCUGGCCAGCCUGGCUGCCACCAUCGACACCCUGUCUGGUGGUGAAAAGAUAGUGACUGAAAGGAGGGAAGAAGCAGCAGCUGAGCUGCAGCCAGACAGCAGGCGGGAUGCUGGCGAACUUUCGAAGGCAUCUGAGAUCAGCGACUGUGGGGAGGACCUGCAAGUCUUGAACGGCUCAGCCCGUGAGCUGAUUCGGCCUCUGGGCUUUGGUUUCCAGAGUCGGCUUUCUGAGCAGGUACUGGACGUGGGGGCUCUGUCUCCUGUUUUGGACAGCCCCACGUGCAAGGCCCAGGAGCUGGGAGAAGAGGAAAGAGACCAAAGCAAAGCCAGUGUAGAGGAAGAGCAAAGCAAAAGAACAAAAGCUGCUGAGAGCGAGGGGGAUCAAAGUGCUUGUGAAACACCAGAAGAGAAGUGUUUUGCUUUAGGAAAUUCCAGCCGGGAGGAGGCCGUGGCCCGGGAGCCGGAGGAGGGGUCGCUGGAUAGCCCAACCCAUCCGGAGGAGCUUGCUGCCCCCCAGAAAGAGCGACCAGAGAAGGAUGUCAAACACAAGCAGUCCUUGAACCAGCCUAGCAAAGAAUCCCUGGAGGAAAUAGCCAAGGAGCUGGAGACGGAGCUUGAGCAAGAGAAAAUGCAUUUAUUGCAAACAAAGCAGGAGAAAAUUCAGCAAUUCCAGGAGGAGAUGAGGCAGCAGGAGGAGGAGGAAGCUGAGAAGCUUCAUCAGCAAAAAGAAAAAUCCCUCAGGACUCUAAAAGAAGAUCUGGCAAAGGCUUCUGAGGAGGAAGAGCUGUGUGUCAGAAAGGCAGAAGCUGAAAGACUCUCAAAGCUGCGAGCAAGAAUCGCCUCGGAGACCGAGGCGGAGGCGCAGAGGAUAAGGGCAGAGCAAGAGGCCGCGCUGCAGAAGCUAAGGGAAGAGUGGGAAUCCCAGCAGGUGAUGGAGAAGGAGAGCCUGGAGAGGCAACAGCAGCUUGUCUUGGAGACAAUGAAGCUGGAAAUGGAGGAGGCUCAGCAGAAAGAGAAGAUGGGGCUGGAGGAAGAGAAGGAACAGUUCCUGAGUGAGCUCAAGGAGAGAUUAGAGAGGGAAAAGAAGAAGGCAGCAGAAGAGCUUGAGAAACAGUUUGCAACUGAACUCCAGCAGUUGAAAUCUGCAGCAGAAGAGAAGCAUCGUAAGGUCACUUCCAGCCUGCAGUCCCAGCUGGCAGAGGCGCGGAGCGGCGAGGAGGCUCAGCUUCAUGAAGACUUGCAGAGAGCAGAGCAGAAAGUGCAGCAGAAAGCCUACCGAGUGACAGAGUACGAGCGCGAGCUCAGUGAGCUUCUGAGAGAGAAACGCCAGGAGGUGGAAAAAGACCAUGAGAGGAAAAUGGCAAGGAUGAAAGAGGAGCACCAGGAGGCCCUCGCGGGGAUUCGGGAUCAGUAUGAGGAGGAGGAGAGAAAGCAGAGAGCAGAGCUGCUGGAAGGCCUGCGAAGCGAGAUGGGGCGACUCCGACAGCUUCAUGAAGUGGAGCUGAAAGCUCUGCAGGCGGAGCUGGAGGAGCGUCUGACCGCCCUGCAGCACAGGCACAGGGAAAAGGAAAGAAAACUCCAGGAUUCAGAAAACGAGCUUGAAAUGCGUAUGAAGAACAUCCAAGCCAGAUCAGUGCAACUUCUGAGCCAGGAGGAGUCUCUGAGGAAGAGAAGGCAGCAGCUGCUGGAUGAAGACAGACAGACUGAGUUGGAAAGAGAUGAAGCUGCUUUCACUUCUCAGCUCCGGCUGGAGGAGAGCAGGAAGGAGCACGCCAGCCUCCUGGAGUCCAUCCGGCAGCUGCGCAGGUCUCUGGAAGAGCUCCAGGACCAGAAGGCUGAGCUGGAGGCCCAGGUGGACCUGCUGCAGACCCGAAGCCAGCGGUUGCAGAAACGGAUCAGUGAGCUGGAGACAGUGGUCAGGAGCAAACAGGAGACUUUGAAAGAACUGGAGGCAGAAGAAAGCGUGGAAUCUCCAAGAAGGAAUGCUGAGCUCCACGUUGAAGACCUGAGAGAAACCACUCAAGCUCCUUCAUCUGGAGACCCAGCUUCCCCCGGCUCUCAAAGCCCCGAGGAUGGCAACUUCCAGUUUGACCACGUCAGGAGCUACAUCUCUGCCGAAGGGAUCUCCCUGAGGAACGCCAAGGAGUUCCUGCUGCGCCAGACCCGCUCCAUGAGGAAGAGGCACACGGCCCUGAAAGCUGCCAAGCAGCAGUGGCGCCAGGAGAUGCAGAAAGCACAGGAGGUGGUGCAGGACCCCGACAGCUCCCAGCUCCUGGAGGGGGUGCGCAAGAACCUGGAGGAGGAAGCGAAGCAGCUGGACAAGAUGAAGUCAGCCAUGCGGAAAGGGCAGGUGCUGCUGAAGAAGAAAGAGGAGAAGCUGAGCCAGCUGGAGUCCUCGCUGCUGGAGGAGCUUUCAGACGAAGACACGCUGAAGAGCGCUGCGUGCAAGAAGGUGGUGACUUUUGAUCUCAGCAACUCUGAGGACACAAACAGCACGUCCAGUGUAAAUCUGUGUCAGCCUAAACUUGAUUUGGGAACCGAUUUGCGGCCUGCCCCGCAGUCGGACAAGAUCCAGUACCUGUCGGAGUCCCUGCGGCGUAUCACCAGCGAGCUGAACGGGGUCCUUGGUGUCCUGGACUCCCUGAGCAGUUGCCAGUCUCCACUCUUCACCUCCACGCCCUGUGACGGUGUCCCUCUGUCUUCAUACACCUCCGUGGCAGGGCUUCAGGCCAGUGGCUCUGGGGUGUCCCUGGUGAGCCCCUGGGCCUGGAGCACCAGGCUGAGCACCGGGCGCUCCUUCACGGCGGGGCAGGCGGUGGACACCAUCCUGGCAGAGAAAUGGCACAAGUAUUUCCCAGGUGGGUUCCCAUCGCUCAGUGAAAGUUCCAAGCCUCUGGACAACAAGCUGGGAUACGUACCUGCAGAUGAGCAAAUACGGCUGUUCCAGCAUUCCCAGUUCCAGAGCCGCGGGUCGGACGCGAUGAGUAUUCAAGGAAUGAUAGAGACCAACAAGAAGUGGCUGGAGGACUUCAAGAGGGAUUCACAAAUACCUCUCUUCCCAGGCACACAGAAGCCCCCCGCCAGCAGCCCCAGCCUGCUGCAGCUGGGACUGGAUGAAAACAGACAAAUUAAAGUCUACCAUUACUAAAAGGUGGGACUUGGCUCUGGAGAGAUGGUGGCUGAGGCCCCUGUGGUCUCCCUGGUGAUACUUGGGGUUCCAGCAAUGCCCGGCCAUCUCCAGCCUCUCCUUGUGCUGUGCCCUUGAAAUAAAGUCUCUUUACAAGAGAGCGGAGGAAGGAGGAAGCGAACUUCCCAGGUGGAUUCUUCUAAUCCUGUAAUGUGUCCAAAUAUACUUUAUAGACUGUUUAAUCCAGUGGUGAAAUAUCAGGGCUUCAAUAAAUCAACAGUUCCCUCAUUAGUAUUCCGGCAGUCGUGAGCCAGAGCCAUGAAUCACGGAGGACUUGGAGGAACUGGUCAAGGGGGAGGACGUGGAUCCAGCGGAGACUUCACUGGAGGAGACGUGGCAGGAAAUGAGCCCGCACCGAUGCCCAGCAAAUGCUUAAUUGCAGGUGGGGCAGGACAUCUGGCCUCCACCGUGUGUGAGCAAGGGGAACAGGCAGCCAAAGGGCUGUGGACUCCGGGGACAGAACGGCAGAUCCUGACUCUCAGGGAAUGUUCCUCUCUUUUUGGGGUGGCAGCAAUAGGAACUAAACCAAGUGUGGCUUAUCCUGGUGGAUCUGGGAAAGCACUCCCUGCUUCCCCCUCCUGCUGCGCUGCGGGAGCUCCUCUGCCACGUUACGGAUGCUCCGAUGGUGACGUGGAGCGGGAUGGUGCCCGCUGGUGCAGGAGCUGUUGAGGAACUCAGCCUAGUGUGAAGGUGGAGAUGCAGCCCCAGCUGCGUCCCUCCGUGCCCUGGGGAGAGGGAGCAGAGCUGGGCUCAGCAGCUGGGCUCUCCUUCCAGCCAGCAGUGCUGGGGGGGCCGGGGGGAGCCUGGUGCCCUGGGGACAGCGGCUCUCACCGUGGUCUCUGGGGGGCUGGGGACACGGCGGAGGGGCUGGGAUGCAUCGUUGGAGCUCAGCUCUGAGCUGGCAGGGUGCUUUGCUCUGCGGGUGGCUGCGGUGCUGCUCCCCUGGAGAUGCUCCCCUGGAGAUGGUGUCUCCAGAACGUGUCACCAUCCCACCAGGACGUGCGGAGCUGGGAGGGGGCAGAUGGUGCCGCUGGAGCCACCGGGGAGCCACCGGGCUGAGGCUCUCCCACUGCUGAGUGGGAAAUGUGGUGUUUUGGUUGCCUCUGUCGGUGUUUCCUCCGAGCUGACUUUAAAUAUUGCAUGCUCUAAAAGAAGGCUGAACCGCUUGUCUGAGGGAGGCGGCUGCGUUUCGAGGGAUCCCAUCUGUGAGGAACCAUCUCCAAAGCUGCUCCCUCCGGAGACAGCGGGUUUGGGAGGGUGGGGAAGCUGCUGCUCCUCACCUCUCCGUGCCGGUGGUGUUCCUCGUGGGGGCUGAGGAUGAGCAGGGCAGGGAAGCACAGCCCCCUCCUGCUCUGCUUCCCGGGCGCUGGGUUCUGGCAGCGCACCAGCUCACGCUGAGCGUGGCGGGGGGAUGUUUACAUGCAAAUAGAAAUAUAUUUUUGAUGAGCAUCAUUAUAAAACCCUAAAGAAUGUCUGUAUAGAUAUAUAUAUAUUUUUGUUUGGUCUGUUAGAAAUUUUUUAAUUCCUGGGCCGGCCUUUGUCCUUGGGGAGCUGGAUCCCCGUUGAGCGUGGGGGGGCUGCCAGCUGCUGUGCCCAAAGCCUCCUCGCUGUGUGCGCAGAGGGCUGUGUUAGUGUGGAGAAACGCCUGCUUUCUUAGCAAUAACCUGGUCUGAAACGUGUUCCUCUCUCUGUUUAAAACCUGUAUCUGGUUUUGUACGCAAAUUAAAUCUCC